Molecule: messenger RNA, 3574 nt
Organism: Hypanus sabinus (Atlantic stingray)
Lineage: Eukaryota; Metazoa; Chordata; Chondrichthyes; Myliobatiformes; Dasyatidae
Product: ubiquitin-conjugating enzyme E2 R2-like
Exons: 5
Coding region: 472-1185 (237 amino acids)
Biological process (GO): ubiquitin-dependent protein catabolic process; protein polyubiquitination
Molecular function (GO): ubiquitin conjugating enzyme activity
Source: RefSeq, a predicted model, not a curated record
UGAUGGUUAUUGGUUUCCAUAGAGCCUGCCGCUAUUUAAUUCGCUAGACCUCUAAUGGCUCUUUGAUUGGUCGCUUUGCCCUCCGCAUUCUGAUAGGGCACAUGGCCCUUCUGAUUUGAUACAGUUGUUAUUUUGCGUGGUGAUUGGCUCUGCGUAGUGGUCAUCUCUGAUUGGACAUAUUAUGAUUUGCUACUUCGUUGCUGCGUACUGAUUGGCUGCCGCAGGUCACGGGGCAUUGUACCCAGGCAGCGGCCGGACAGCGGCCUCAGCGCUACUCCACAGCGGGGCUCAAAGGGCCUCAAAUUCGGUCAGCAGCCACUCGACGUCGGGGCUGAAGGGCCUGAUCUACGGCCUCUCAGCAACUGCAUAGCGGUGCCGAAGCGGCUCCCCAUACCGACGCUCUCAGUGCCUGGUUCCGGCCUCGCGUUUACCCCCUCCCCGGCAGUGCCGGGACCCGGGCCCCGGGCGGUCAUGGCUCACCAGCAGACCAGCAGCUCCCAGAAGGCGCUGAUGUUGGAGCUGAAGAGCCUGCAGGAGGAGCCAGUCGAGGGUUUCCGCAUUACCCUGGUCGACGAAUCGGACCUGUAUAAUUGGGAGGUGGCAAUCUUCGGGCCGCCGAACACGCAUUAUGAGGGUGGCUACUUCAAGGCUCAGCUGAUGUUCCCCAUGGAUUACCCCUACUCUCCACCAUCGUUCCGCUUCCUUACCAAGAUGUGGCAUCCAAAUAUCUACGAGAAUGGCGAUGUGUGCAUUUCAAUUCUGCAUCCGCCCGUCGAUGACCCCCAGAGUGGCGAACUACCUUCUGAGAGAUGGAAUCCCACGCAGAAUGUCAGAACAAUUCUCCUCAGUGUCAUCUCCCUUUUGAAUGAGCCGAACACCUUUUCUCCUGCUAAUGUGGAUGCUUCGGUGAUGUUCCGGAAAUGGCGAGACAGCAAAGGAAAGGAUAGAGAAUAUGCAGAGAUUAUUAGAAAACAGGUCUUGGCCACCAAAGCAGAGGCAGACAAGGACGGCGUGAAGGUGCCGACCACCCUGGCGGAGUACUGUGUCAAGACAAAAGCUCCGCCACACGACAACAGCUCGGACUUGCUGUACGAUGAUCUCUAUGACGAUGACAUGGAUGACGAGGAAGAUGGGGAUGGUGAUUUCUUUGACGAUGAUGACGACUCAGGAAAUGAGGAAUCGUGACCAACAGCGGGAGGGGGCGACCAGCCGACCCCUGAGCCCCAACCCCCUUCCUCCUUUCUGCCCCCUCCCUACCCACCUCCCCCACCCCCAACCCUUUUCCCAGGGCCAGUGGCUGCCCUGACUCUGGGACUGAACCCAAUCCUGACACCCAUGCUGCGACACUUGCCCAACCCUCCCCCAGUAAAUGUAUUCGGGCCCUGAGUCGCAACAACGCUGCUCUUCCAGAACAAACUCUUUUCCUGCUGUGAGCCUGUGGCUGGGAGGGGGAUGUGUGGGGGGGAGGGUGCUGUAUUCCUGUCUUUGUUUCCGGAGUUGUCAUUUUUUUUUUUUGAAAGUCCAAUGGUGAAACAUUUAUGGGGUGGUUAUGGCAUUGCUCCAUGUAAUAUGCUGAUAAAGAUUGUCUCUGGUGAUACUUUCUAGCUAAUAGCCAAACCCUUUCUUUCCCAUGUAUGUUGAAGGGAUGGGGACAGAGUGGAAAUGGCCCCAGUGCUGGUGGAGUAUGAAUCUCCACUCUAUAUCCUGGUCCUCUGACUUUGACACGUCCAUAAUGCUGUCGAGCCAGCAGCCCAACUGGGUUGUUUGGUGUUUCCUGGUGCCUGGGUUCGCUAGUUCCCCUCUGACAGCCUCUCCUGAGGAGUGAGUAGGAGAUGGGGUGGGGGGGCACCUUCUCCAGUUCUUUUCCCCUCAUUUGGAAUAUUCAUUCAUCAGAGAUGGGUCUGAGAGAAUUGUUAAAAAUUCAACUUCAUUGGCUUAUUCUGCCCUUGCCUUCUGGUUCCAUUUGUUCUCUGCCCUCCCCACUCAGACCCAUUGCUCUGGUCCUUUGAAAGCUUGGGCAUGUGGAUGCUCUCCCCAUUUCACAGGUUGCUGGUGUGAGGGUGCCUUUCCACUGUGGGUCUUGGGUGUGAAAUCGUUUACAUUUAAGUUUUCUUUUGCAAUUUACCUUUGGAGAAACUGUUUGAAAUUGACUUGAAUCAACUUAUGCACGCCCCCCCCUCCCCACCUAACAUCACACUCAAGCUGUACUUGAACAAGAUCUGGACCUGCAGGGCUACAGACCAAGAGCUAGAUUGGGUGAGCAGCUCUUUCUUUGGUCUACAGGAUGUGGGCCACCUGUCUACCUCCUGUGCCAUUAAAUUUCUAUUCUUGCUGUUCAGCCUAUGGUGAAAUUCUGCUCUGAAGUAUGACAGCAAGGGAGAAAAGAGAUGAAAAUGUCUCUACUGUAUUGUCUCGUGGUUCUUCCUCGACUAGUAAAGCAGUGAGACAAUUUUUUUGGGUGGGUGGGGUUCUUUUAUGCCUUAACACGCAGUACAAGCGAUUCUCCCAGCUCAGCAUUACUCCUGGAUGGUUAAUUAAAUAUUAUGCAUUUGUACAGAUGCAUUAGCUCUCCAGUUAGAGAAUGGUGCAUCAACUUUGUUUGGGGCUUGGAGGUUGGGUGGGAAGUAAGGGAAUUCCUAACGUGAGCAUGAGAAUUGAAGACUUAAUGAUGGAGCUUGCAAGCAUGAGAUGUGAUUUUCCCCUCAUGGCAUGGAUAACACUUGUGUUUGUGCACAGCAUGGCCAUAAACAUGGUGUACCAGCUGUGCCCUGAGGAAGAUGGCAUCUGUACCCAAAUGAAUUUCUAAUUAUGGUUCAAGGCCUUGCCCAGUGGGGCUGUGGGCCCAGACUCUGCUCUUGAAGAUGAGGUUGCUGAGUUCCCUGAAGUGCUGCUGGAUGUCUGAGGUGGGCAGUGUGCUGGCAGCGAUGAUCAUUGGAAGAGAGGGAAGUACAGUCAACUCCAGGCUGAGUGCAGAGGCUUAACCUGGAAUAGCUGGAGUGUAGGCCCUUGUCUGCAGGUUCCAUGCCCAAACUCUGCAGUUCUCAGUAGGAUGUCCAGCACCAUUACCCCUUCUUGUCAGUAGGCUGCUGAGUGUGGACCACCAUGGCAAGGAGAUGGCAUGACGGUAGAGUGUUGGUGGUCUUUGCUAUGCCCAGUCUGGCUGCAUGUUUGAUAGAAUUUUCAACAUGUCACCCUGCACACGGUUGUGCAGCCGUUUACUCGGAGUUUGGAGGUUGCUGUCAUUCACUGAUAACCUGGCACACUCGGUGAGCCCUUGCUGUCAGUGAUCAUCCUGAUUGUACCCUCCAGUCAUGGCAACUGCACCAGGUGGGGGGCCCAACUGUGUGGUCUCCCUUUUGCUUGCGGAUGCCAGUGCUACUGAUUGUGUGUGUAUGCACGCACUCCCUGCAUUUAACCUGCAGCGUCUCUGGAGCCAACAGAACUCCUGUUACCAAGAGCAUGGGUCACGGUUGCUUCGUCUGUGUUCACUGGCAGGAGCCAUGAGUGAUCCAGAGUUUGGUUUUUAAGUCUUUUUAUUUCUUUGUUUCUAAAACUAAUAAAGAACUUUUCAGGA